GGAGAGAAGCUGGAGCAGCAGCAGCAGCAGCAGCAAUAGCAGUAGCAGCCCCAGCAGGCGUCGGAGCAGGCGUCGGAGCAGGCGUUGGAGCAUCAGGCGGGGGGAGAGAAAAGAGAGAGGGAGAGGGAGCCCGAGGCGAAAAAGUAACUGUCAAAUGCGCGGCUCCUUUAACCGGCGCGAUCAGUCCGGCUCCGAGAGUCAUGGCGACCGCAGCGUCUAACCACUACAGCCUGCUCACCUCCAGCGCCUCCAUCGUGCACGCCGAGCCUCCGGGCGGCAUGCAGCAAGGCACUGGAGGCUACCGGGAGGCGCAGAGCCUGGUGCAGGGCGACUACGCCGCGCUGCAGAGCAACGGGCACCCGCUCAGCCACGCUCACCAGUGGAUCACCGCGCUGUCCCACGGCGGCGGCGGCGGGGGCGGCGGCGGCGGAGGCGGCGGCGGGGGCGGGGGCGGCGGCGGGGGCGGCGGGGACGGCUCCCCUUGGUCCACUAGCCCCUUGGGCCAGCCGGACAUCAAGCCCUCGGUGGUGGUGCAGCAGCCGGGGCGUGGAGACGAGCUUCACGGGCCGGGGUCCCUGCAGCAGCAGCAGCAACACCAGCAGCAGCAACAACAGCAACAGCAGCAACAGCAGCAGCAGCAGCAGCAACAGCGGCCGCCGCAUCUGGUACAUCACGCCGCCAACCACCACCCGGGGCCCGGGGCAUGGAGGAGCGCGGCGGCGGCAGCUCAUCUCCCGCCCAGCAUGGGAGCGUCCAACGGGGGCUUGCUCUACUCGCAGCCCAGCUUCACGGUGAACGGCAUGUUGGGCGCUGGGGGCCAGCCCACGGGGCUCCAUCACCAUGGCCUGCGGGACGCCCACGACGAGCAGCACCAUGGGGAACACCACCCGCACCCGCACUCCCACCCACACCAGCAGCCCCCCCCACCGCCGCCGCCCCCGCAGGGCCCGCCGGGUCAUCCGGGACCCCACCACGACCCACACUCGGACGAGGACACGCCGACCUCAGAUGACCUGGAGCAGUUCGCCAAGCAGUUCAAGCAGCGGCGGAUCAAACUGGGAUUUACCCAAGCGGACGUGGGACUGGCCCUGGGCACCUUGUACGGGAACGUGUUCUCGCAGACCACCAUCUGUAGGUUCGAGGCCCUGCAGCUGAGCUUCAAGAACAUGUGCAAGCUGAAGCCUUUGUUGAACAAGUGGUUGGAGGAGGCGGACUCGUCCUCGGGCAGUCCCACCAGCAUAGACAAGAUCGCAGCCCAGGGGCGCAAGCGGAAAAAGAGGACCUCCAUCGAGGUGAGCGUCAAGGGGGCUCUGGAAAGCCAUUUCCUCAAAUGUCCCAAGCCCUCGGCCCAGGAGAUCACCUCCCUGGCGGACAGCUUACAGCUGGAGAAGGAGGUGGUGAGAGUUUGGUUUUGUAACAGGAGACAGAAAGAGAAAAGAAUGACUCCUCCGGGAGGGACUCUGCCGGGAGCCGAGGAUGUAUACGGGGGGAGUAGGGACACACCACCACACCAUGGGGUGCAGACUCCAGUCCAGUGAACUCUUUUGGGGGGGAGGGGGAAGUACGAAGGGAUGGCUCCCCCCCUUCGCUCCCUCUUCCCCUCCAUCCUUACCUAUUCCCCGCCCCAUUGUUCCCUCUUUAACUUCUGAUUGUUCUUUUUUUUUUUUAAUCCCCUCCCUCAAGGGGAAAAAUGGCAACGAAAUCACUGGACUAUCCUUUAAACGGUAGCAGGUGUAACGAUGUGUUUUGACCUUUACAGGCGAGUACCCAGGCAAUGGAGUGGAGUGAGUAUCUCACACACACAGAGGGAAGAGAGAGAGGGAGAGAAAAGGGGAGGGGGGAGAGGGAGAGAUGACAGGCACUGAGAUAAAUACCUGGCAAAACUAAAUUAAUUACCAAAAAAUAUCUGCCAAACCAUGAUAAACACAAUUGCAGUUUCCAUCCUGGAAUGAAGCUCUUAGCUAGCACAUGCUGCCGGUGUUUAUUUAAUGUGGAUUCCCAACGGGAGAGAGGAAAACAAUACACAAAUUCUUUGAUGUCAACAGUAUUUAAUCGUAGAAAUUUGCACUGCAAGAAAAUUGAAGUUUACACGAACCAAUUCAUGAAAAUCCCCCCCAGCCCAUCCCCCCAGCCCACAGGUUCACUUUGAAAUUGCCUUGUAUUUUUUAUUCAACAACGAGAGUUAGCUAGUUUUUGGCAGCUCUUCUGAGUAUGUUGACCCUUGUUCUCCUUGCUUGUAUGUGAACUUUGGUUACCUUCAAUUCCCCUUACAUCGGUGUAACGUUUAUUUUUUCCUUUUACCAAAGCAAAAUGAUUGGCUUCAUACAAAAUAAACAGUUUCCGCUUUCAAGAAA
This is a messenger RNA of Monodelphis domestica (gray short-tailed opossum), 2354 nucleotides long. It is a transcript of the gene POU3F2, whose product is annotated as POU class 3 homeobox 2. Gene Ontology annotation, biological process: regulation of transcription by RNA polymerase II; brain development. The record is from RefSeq and is a predicted model, not a curated record. Lineage: Eukaryota; Metazoa; Chordata; Mammalia; Didelphimorphia; Didelphidae. Gene Ontology annotation, cellular component: nucleus. Gene Ontology annotation, molecular function: RNA polymerase II cis-regulatory region sequence-specific DNA binding; DNA-binding transcription factor activity, RNA polymerase II-specific.